GGCGGCGGCGACGACGACGACGACGACGACGACGACGACUGCCUCCGCCACGCUGCUGCUGUUUCAGCACAAGUUGACAACAUGGAGGCAAAGGAGAGGAUAAAGCCGUUGGUCAGAGACUUGAACCAACAUAUCGUAUGUCCCUUGUGCAGAGGAUACCUCAUAGAUGCUACGACUCUUGUGGAAUGUCUGCACUCCUUUUGCAGAGGUUGCAUCGUUCGACGUCUGAGCAGCGGCGCCCGCGCGUGCCCCGUGUGCAGCGUUACGGCGUCGCCGCCGCUUCUACCGGACACGCAACUUCAACGGCUGGUGUACCUCGUGGUGCCGGGUCUCUUCCGUUCAGAGCUCGAACGUAGACGUCACUUCCGUCUGGUGAAUCCGCAAUGUCCGCCGUUGGCACCGGCCGUUGGAGCUCUAAAAAUCACCCUGGAGGAUUUUGUCAGUCUGAGUUUACGAGAACUGGAGGAUUCGGAAGAGGGAACGCCGAAGGAAAGAUGCGAUUUGACGAGGAACGAGGAGAUGUCGGCGACGGAUGAGAGUGAUGAUAGAAGCACGCGGUACCUCAAGUGCCCGGCUGCCGUGACGGUGCGUCAUCUGGUGAGACUGUUGAUGCUGAAAAGAGGAUGGGAAGAAGCUAACGCGACUGUCAACGGUGUCAAUAAUAGGAUAGAAUUUAUGUACCAACAAGAGGAGACGCAAUGCCCGGAUAAGGAAAGCAUGCGACCGCUCGAUCCCUCUUGGACGCUUCUAGAUCUGGCUUGCAUAUUUCGAUGGAAGAGGGAGGCGCCAAUGAAGCUGAUGUACCGGGUGUUGCGAAGGGAAGAAGCGGUCUCGAAAGUUUCCUCGUAUGAAGCCGACGAGAUCAAGGAUGUCUCGCCGGCGAUUGAAAAUAUACAACGUCCACCGACUCCACCACCGAGUCCCAAACCCAGUUGCGAGCAGGAAGCUCGCAACGUGGAGCCACCGCGUGCUCUCGAAACGAAUGUCGAUAUCCGCGACAAAGAGACGAAAACGAAAAAGCCACGUUGCGAAGUGACGCCCGUAAUUCGUACUCCGGAACCCCCGUCGAACACCGAGCUGUCGACAAGAAAUCAUCAAUUACCGGAGAGUGCGAAGAGCAAGGAACUGGAGCAAGGAAGACUGGAGCAUCGGAAGCGACGCAAACGACGAAACAAGCGAGUGAUCGCAGAGAUUACUACUAUGCCGCGCGAGGACCUCUUGAAGCUGAAGGUACGUCUGACCCCAUGUCCUCCGAGGAUCACCUCCGGAACAACAGGCAGUGCUGGAACUGGGAGUCAAGGAGGGAGCGGAUGUGUCGGGACAAAUAGUCAAACAAAGGAGAAACUGUUACAGAUGCGGGCGGUUAGACGCGACAAAAUCAAGACGAUCGUUCAGCAACGAUCGAGUUCGUUGAUUCGGGAAGAUUCCAAGACUAAGGAAUGCAUCGCGGGAGAGGCAGAAGAAACGAUCGAAGAUAUCAUUGACAGCAUUCCCGACGAGGUUGUGCGCAUCGCGCAAAAUAUCAGUCAAAACGAGGAAACCAAGUCCAAAGAAUGCACUGCGUCAGAGAAAAUGACUAACAAGAAGGUGAUAGAACCGACGAACACAUCGGAAAACGGUAACGAAUCGGAAAGACCGAAGAAGGACGAGGAGAUUCUGCGGCGACUGGGUUUGGUAGCUAUUCACGAAGCUGGUGGUGACAAAACAGCAAAGCAACGCUCGCAAAGUGGUACCGACAACGCUAACAGUCUGGAUCGCGAGAAACUGGAGAAGAAAUUGCGCGAGAGCAAGGCGAAUCGCGUGCGGAGCUUGUUGGCGGAGAAACAGAUGCGCGACGCGCUCAAGAGCAUUAUGUCCACGAAAGAAGAUUUAUCCGUUAUUAAAACGCCAGUCUCCGUUUUUACUUCUGCCGCCGUGUCCGUGCCUGCCACGCCAAAGAAGAAGGAACCGCCGCCGUUGACGCCUUUGCGUGUUGCGAAACCUUCCGGUUUCGCUACGACCAGCGUGAUAGUGUCGAACAUCAGUUCCAAGUAUGAGACACCGCUGGACCUCAGCAGCGGCGGCGGUGGCGGCGGUGGCGGCGGUGGCGGCGGUGGCGGCGGUGGCAGCACUAUCGUCAACGACAACGUCCUCGACUUGUCCGCUACGUUAUCCAACAGUGGCGGCGGGUUACCAUCUUCCCCUUUCUCUUCGUCCUCUUCUUCAUCAUCCUCUUCCUCUUCCUCAUCUUCCUCCUCCUCCUCGUCGUCCUCUUCCUCCUCCUCCUCGCCCUCGCCUUGUUCGAUGUCGUCUUUACUGUCGUCAAGAUUGCCAACGCGAUCCACGAUUGGUACCGCCAACAGCUUUUUCCGCAAGUCCAAAGAACUGGAGCAACAGCGCGGCAAGGGACAACAGCAAGAGUCAAACCUGAGGACACUCUCGGACGUUGCAGUGUCACGCCUGAGCGGUUGCCUGGUCGAAAAGAAUACGGCGGCAGAAUCGCUCGCAUUAGCAUCCGCGAGCGUAAAUGCUGCCACUGGUAAGGUCGCCUUGCGCAUACCGCAACCCCAUCAUCGCAUUUCUGGUUUCGGCAUGAAAAUCAAGCCCAAUCUCGGCAUCCGACACAUCCCAAAUCCUCAAGCUGUCGUGGUGUCCCAAUAUCGUAAUCAAAGGGCCAGUUACUUCAACGCUGUCUCUCAGCAGCCGCCAUAAACGCAUGUCUUUUAUCGUCGUUAUAA
Pogonomyrmex barbatus (red harvester ant) is the source of this 2717-nucleotide messenger RNA. RefSeq lists its product as uncharacterized. The record is from RefSeq and is a predicted model, not a curated record. NCBI's taxonomy places the organism in Eukaryota, Metazoa, Arthropoda, Insecta, Hymenoptera, Formicidae.